Molecule: messenger RNA, 1292 nt
Organism: Pecten maximus
Lineage: Eukaryota; Metazoa; Mollusca; Bivalvia; Pectinida; Pectinidae
Product: eukaryotic translation initiation factor 3 subunit I-like
Exons: 9
Coding region: 16-1095 (359 amino acids)
Biological process (GO): cytoplasmic translational initiation
Cellular component (GO): cytoplasm; eukaryotic translation initiation factor 3 complex, eIF3m
Molecular function (GO): protein binding; translation initiation factor activity; RNA binding
Source: RefSeq, a predicted model, not a curated record
CUAAAAAGUAAAACAAUGUCUUCGUUAAAUCUUUUAGAACAAGGUAUGCUCCCUUACGCACGCGCUAUACAAGUUUCCGCUAGUCUUUUUAUUUCCGGUGUGCAUGGCAGCCUUUCGCAGUUUAGCAGCAAGAUGAAGCCAAUUUUACUACAUGGUCAUGAGCGAUCAAUUACUGAGAUCAAGUACAACAGGGAGGGAGAUCUUAUCUUCUCUUGUGCUAAGGAUCACCAGCCUAAUGUGUGGUAUUCAGUAAAUGGGGAGAGACUAGGCUCCUUUAAGGGUCAUACAGGAGCAGUAUGGAACAUGGAUGUCAAUUGGGACACAACCUAUGUAUUGACAGGGUCUGCUGACAACUCGUGUAAACUAUGGGAUUGUCAAACAGGAAAAAUGUUGUCAACAAUGGAGUCCAAAACAGCUGUAAGGACAUGUGGAUUCUCAUACAGUGGAAACCUUAUCAUGUACACAACAGACAAAACCAUGGGACAUCCUUGUGAAAUCCACAUCUAUGACAUCAAUGAUAUGAGAGAGCCAGCGAUGAUCUAUCCUAUAGCUGGAUCUAAGAUCACAUCAGCCAUCUGGGGUCCGUAUGAAGAGUACAUCAUCACAGGUCAUGAAAAUGGAGAGUUAUGUCACAUUGAUUUGAAAACGGGUGAAAAGAUCAAUGCUGUCCAAGACCAUUCUAAACAGAUCAAUGAUAUCCGGUACUCCAAAGACAUGUCUAUGAUCAUAACAGCGUCUAAAGACACCACAGCCAAGCUGUUUGAUACAGUAUCCCUGCGUCAUAUGAAGACAUACAAGACAGAGAGGCCAGUCAACUCUGCAGCCAUUUCUCCUAUCAGAGACCAUGUGGUACUUGGAGGAGGACAGGAGGCUAUGGAAGUCACAACAACCUCAUCCAGGGUUGGCAAAUUUGAUGCUCGCUUCUAUCACCUUGUAUUUGAGGAGGAAUUUGGCAGGGUUAAAGGUCACUUUGGUCCUAUCAACAGUUUAUCAUUUCAUCCAGAUGGAAAAAGCUACAGCAGUGGGGGAGAGGACGGAUAUGUACGAGUUCAUCAUUUUGAUCCCAGCUAUUUUGAGUUCAGGUUUGAUUAUUAACCUCUGUGGAACGUAAACACUCGAAAAUUGACUAUUUAUUUCUAAAAAGUGCUCUGGACACUGAAAAGGUCUGCCAUGCCUGCUAAAUCUAAAGUGAAAGGACAAUUAUUUUGUAUUAGGGAUCAUGCUUUUAUAAGCAAGGUCCGACUCCAGGAAAGUGAUUAUUACUGGAUCAUGAAUAAAUUCUUCAUCUGGAU